UUUACUAAACCAGUCCUUUCUAGUUUAGACGUGACAUUAACGUGAUCAUAAAUACGACAAUCCGCAACAGCAAUGGAUUCUUCGAUUCGAAGUUCUUUUGUCGUUUUGUGUCGUUUGUGGCUGGGGGCUAUAUUCCUGCUUUGCCGGGCGGAGAUAAUGCUCCGAAACAGGAAUUGAUUCCGAACACUGUUGUGUUUUGACGCGACGACAAGUCAACAAUCUCGGAAACGAAGUAGACCUUGAACAUAACAUGUUAGCAGGUACCUAUAUUAAAGGUGCGUGUUACAUUUUAAGAUGGUUGUUUUGUAUUUCGUUGACGAGCAAGGCACCACGAAAGACAUUCGGAAGAGUUCACGAACAAUUUAAGGCGCUGCAACAGAAGCUGACAUUUGAACAAAAAACAUCUGCAUUAUGCGAACAUUGAAAGAAUGCAACGAAAACACAAACGGGGGUCUUUACUUAUCCGCCCUGUAAUUGAUCCAAGCAUGGUAAAAUAUUUAAAAACACAGCUCCGAAGACAGAGUAGCGUACUUUCAAAUAAACUGAUAACAAAUACAUCGAGCGUUUUUGUUACUGGAAACUUUCUCGUAAUAUUUUAAUUUAAGAAAAAAUUGCGAACAUUUAUGGAACGCCACAAUAACGAGUUUCUAAUCCAAUUAUUUUUAUUAUAAAUAUGAAUUUAAAUUUCAACAAAACUUGAACAUGUUCAAAAUUAUUUUGUUUAUUAAUUAAAACACACAUACGACACAUACAACAACUGUAUAUAUGUUUUGACAUUAAAAUACUACCAAAACAAAAAAUGUUAUUCAAGUAAUUGCUCUACCUUGGAGAUUAUUCUACCAUGGAUCCAAGUUCAAUUUGUAUAUCAUAGUCUAUAGCUUUUUUUUCGGUGUUGAAAGGGAAAAUUUAUCUGGCUUGGACUAUAACACUAUUAUUGUUUAGACACAGAAACCAAAGACCCUCUGUUAUACUCAACCAUAACUAUGGAAACUAUGAACGCUACCAAAACAGACUACUGGAACUUUCUUUUUAUCGAACUAGCUGACGAACGAACAAAUGACUGGUUUCUGGUGAAAUCGCCUGUGCCAUUGUUCAGCUUGAUUGGCUUAUAUUUGUACUUUGUACUGUCAUGGGGUCCCAAGUACAUGAAGGAUCGCAAACCAUUCCGAUUGGAAAAGACCUUGAUGGUCUACAACUUCUUCCAAGUGGCCCUUAGCGUGUGGAUGGUCUACGACGGCGUGAUGAUCUGGAAGGAUUACAACUGGAGGUGCCAACCCGUUAACCGUUCGAGGACUCCAAUGGCGUACCGGGAAGCCCGUGGUGUGUACGUGUACUUUAUCGCCAAAAUCACCGAGCUUCUGGACACCAUAUUCUUCGUGUUGCGCAAGAACGAACGUCAGGUGACAUUCUUGCAUGUUUAUCACCACUCCGUGAUGCCACUCAUCUCGUGGGGCGCUACCAAGUACUUCCCUGGAGGCCAUGGCACAUUCGUCGGCUGUAUUAACUCCUUCGUGCACAUCAUUAUGUACACCUACUACUUCCUGUCGGCGUUUGGUCCUCAAAUGCAGAAAUACUUGUGGUGGAAGAAAUACAUCACCAACCUGCAAAUGAUCCAAUUCUGCCUCAUUUUCAUCCACCAGACUCAAUUAUUGUACACCGAAUGCAACUACCCACGCUGGUCGGUAUGCUUCACGCUGCCAAAUGCCGUCUUCUUCUUCUUCCUCUUCAAAGACUUCUACCAGAAGUCCUACAAGAAGAAGACUGCCGCAGCCGCUGAGAGCAAACGGAAAGCUGCUGAGCUGGCCGCCGCCAAUAAUAACAACAAUAUCAGCGGCUAUGUUCCAGCCGAACCUAAGAAGGUACUCUAAGUUUGCGACAUGGCCAAUACGAAGAGAACGCCGUACCCGCUGUGUGAACCAUUAACCGAAUACACCCGACGUAAGAGAAUAUUUCUCAGACAUCUACACCACUCGCCAUCGUUUUUACUUCGGAUAACGUUCACAUGUGCAGCAGCCACUGUCCGGAUGUUCAGAACCACCUGCUGUGUUAAAUAUCCCAUUGUAUUUUUCGGUAUUUUAAUAUUAAGUCGUGCACCUUUCACAAAGGACCACUUGUUACCGUAGUCUUAAGUCAUUGUCCAGUGUAAAUAUUCCUAGGGUUCUCGAGUAGCAUUAAAUGUUAAUAAUUUUAAGAAUCAAGUACCGGUAUUUAGGAUAUAAGUUGACGUGUUAUAGCUUUGUUUUCGAAAAUAAAGAUAACACACCUUUUUUGUUAAAGAAAUGUGCACUCUGUGACUCCAAACUGGUCGGAUCAGUUCAAUUAUACAAUACAAGUAAUAGGCUCUGAUGGUGGAAUAAAGAGAAAACUCCUAAAGAUGGCCGAAAAAAGUAGAAAAGCAACAAAUACUGCCUCAUACUUUGAGUCAUGACAGCAUAACAAGAAAACCCUUUCAGACCUGCUGACAGAUAUAUAAUGGAAAUUCAAACUUCAAAUAAAAACAACGGUUGCUUAUGUCAUGCGUAUUCCCCCAUUGGCUUAACUUCAUUUUACUCUCCAUUACAGAAGCAAUGCUUUUCAAAACGAUACUGACAGCUUUGUAAUGCUUUGCUUAUCGCUACCAUGACUAUGUGGAUGUUUUUUCGACUUACAGAACUCGGUGAAUUCUUAGUUAACAAUGUACUGGAUUUUUGGGAGAGGCAGGAAGAGAGCGUAAUUCUCUUUCAUUUGCGAAUGCUGGACACGUAUAAAGCUUGCUUUUCACCAAAGCCGCCAUAUAAAAAAACCUCAAAAAGCCAAGUGACCAUUUCCUUCGCCGGAAUGAAAUCAUGAGAUUGGAAGCUAUCAGCAAAUAUUGCAAUGCGGCCAGAUUCGAUUCGCUCUCUGUUAUAGACAGUAAUAAGCAAAAGACGGGAAAACUGAAGGAAAUGAAAAGACUUCUUUUCAGAAGCGUGUUCAAUAUAUAUUAAAAUAUUUAGUUCGUUACAAAAAUGGUACAUUUUCAAAAACAUUUGGUUACAACUGAAUUUGAAUGUUUUCUAAGCAAUUUUCAUAUGAUUGAAAGGAACACACCGUUCCAGAACUGGAAGAAUGUGAAUUUUUUUACAACGAUAACCUUCUUUCCCUUUAUGAUAUCGAAGAGAAUUGCAAAAAUAGUAGACCCUUGUUAGUUCUGAAACACAGUAUGCAUUUUGCAUGUUAGGUCAAGCAAAUAAAAACAAUUAAAACCGAUUGGUAGCUGUGUCCUACCUUGAUUUCAUUAUACCCUGGCAUCGAAAGCCCUGAUACCUAGUCUAAAAUGUACAAUAUUUAUAUAAAACAGAUGGUGUGGAACGAUUUUACAGAGGACUUUUAUUGAAUUCUCUAGGUUGUAAAUCCUGCAAUAUCCUUGAAGAUAACAGUUGGACUCAUCUAAAAAACAUUAGUCACUAUUUCAGACCCGAAAUCCACAAUCUAUGAAAUAUUUAGAGAAAUGUUUUUUUUAAGUCCAUAAUUUGAUUUCUGAAAGGAACCGCUAUUGAAAUCCUUUGACUUGAAGGAGUUUAUAAUCCUCGAAAAAGUUCACUAUUUUGCUACCUUGUAUUUCUACCAAGCCUUUAGCUUUAUUCGUAAAAGCAGCAAUACAGCAAAAUGUUGAAUUCCCUUCGACUAGGCCAAAGUACGAAAGCACUACUUUUUUGAAAACUUAAAACAAAACAUUUUCAAAUCCAAGCGUUGGAAAAAAAGAACAUUGCGAGCACGCUUUGAAAAAUUGAACAGUUUGGAUCAUAUUUGUGAAAGAAAAUUCCGGCAUUUCAUUAAAUUUAGUGCAUCAUAUGCAUAUGUAUUUUUUGAUUUCAAUUUAAAAAAGAUUUUAGGUCAUAUGAUUUCUUGAAGUGUUGCAAGGUUUGUACCUGCAGCGUCAACAAACAUUAAGAGGAGCAAUAUAAAGGUAUUGAAAUUAAACCUUUAGGGAAUAUUUGUUCUGCAUUUUGAAUAUAAUUAUCUAAAUUCAAAAAAUUGAAAUUUUUGAAAUUUUUGUUUACAUUUACGGACAUAAAAUCGUGAUCAUAUACAAUUAUUAUAUC
This is a messenger RNA of Musca domestica (house fly), 4064 nucleotides long. Its product is annotated as elongation of very long chain fatty acids protein AAEL008004. The record is from RefSeq and is a predicted model, not a curated record. Gene Ontology annotation, biological process: fatty acid elongation, polyunsaturated fatty acid; sphingolipid biosynthetic process; fatty acid elongation, monounsaturated fatty acid. Bases 984 to 1868 code for a protein of 294 amino acids. The transcript is spliced from 6 exons. Gene Ontology annotation, cellular component: endoplasmic reticulum membrane. Gene Ontology annotation, molecular function: fatty acid elongase activity. NCBI's taxonomy places the organism in Eukaryota, Metazoa, Arthropoda, Insecta, Diptera, Muscidae.